AUGCGGUUUGCUGGGAGAGUCUGCCUUGUCGCUCUUCCCAUUGUUGCGAUUGCGCAGAAUACAAGUUUCGUUACCGUUCCAGUUGUUAUCAAUGGCUACACGACCAGCAUCGCUAUACCAGCAUACACGGGACAGUCAGCAAUCGAAGCCACGGUAACUUUAUCCGUGGCCUCCAACCCAGCUGAAAUAUAUGGCACAGCCGCAGCUGGAGCUCCACAGAGCACGGCUACUGCAACGCAGCUCACUGUCGUCCCGGGCUCGCCACAGGGUUCGAGUUCGCCUGAAGCAUUGACAUCGACGCCGCCAGCGGGAACACCAGGGACUCCCGAAUCUCCACCUUCCGUGCUACCUCUGGCCACUAAUGCUCCAGAAGCUUUGACUCAGCCGUACGGAGUGUCCAAUACUCCAGCCGUCGUGACGGAACAGCCCGCAUCCACUGUCGAGGUCUCGCAAACUACCUACACGACUAAUGCUGCCGGUGAAUCCGUGCCCAUCGUCAUUCCCGUUCCAAUUUCGGUUUCACCGACGACAUAUGAGACCACCAUCUCCGGGUCGCCGGUUGUCGUUAUCACCAACGUGCCUGUGACUGGAGUCGCCAGCAGCGUUGCUUCUGGCGUCUCGAGCGCAGCUGCCUCGGCCUCGAGUGCGGUGUCCAGUGCUGCUGCAUCUGCCUCAAACGCAGUAACGAGUGCUUCUAGGGAAGCAUCUAGUGCAGUUGCAUCAGCAUCGAGCGAGGGCUCGAGUAUCACCUCGGCAGUCAGUGCUUCAGUUUCAUCGGCUGCAUCAGCUGCCAGCAGUGCAGGAGCUUCCGUAUCGUCAGAAGCCAGCUCCGCUGCCUCGUCUCUCAAUUCAGCAGCGAGCUCUGCAUCGGCAUCAGCAUCCUCCGCUCUCUCAAGUGCUUCAGCAUCCGCUUCCUCUGCCCUGUCUUCGUUCACCAGCAGCAUCUUCAGCGCCAGCUCGUCCACUGCAAGCCCAACUGCACCUGUGCCAACGGCCCGGAACGCGGCACCAGAUGCAAGGAUACCAGGCGCUUUGAUCUUCCUGAGUUGCGUUUUGACUGUAGCACUUGCUUGGGUGCUGAGCUCAUGA
This is a messenger RNA of Verruconis gallopava, 1089 nucleotides long. RefSeq lists its product as uncharacterized. The transcript has 2 exons. Lineage: Eukaryota; Fungi; Ascomycota; Dothideomycetes; Venturiales; Sympoventuriaceae. The coding region runs from base 1 to 1089 and encodes 362 amino acids. The record is from RefSeq and is a predicted model, not a curated record.